Gadus morhua (Atlantic cod) is the source of this 2107-nucleotide messenger RNA. RefSeq names its product major facilitator superfamily domain containing 2a-like 2 (gene mfsd2al2). Gene Ontology annotation, cellular component: plasma membrane. The transcript has 14 exons. Gene Ontology annotation, molecular function: symporter activity. Gene Ontology annotation, biological process: carbohydrate transport. The coding region runs from base 179 to 2092 and encodes 637 amino acids. The record is from RefSeq and is a predicted model, not a curated record. Lineage: Eukaryota; Metazoa; Chordata; Actinopteri; Gadiformes; Gadidae.
AGGGUGGGCUGUACUCAGGUUUCCAGAGAUAACAGGGCUGUAGAACCUGUUUUUGUCGUCAAAGGACGGAAUCGGUGGCUGUACUGUGCACAAGUGGUCCUGGUUAGACCAUUUGAAACCAGCCGCCGAGUGUUUUCAACUCUCGUGCUGAUUUAACAAGACUGUUUCAUAGUUAUAUAUGUUGUAUCGUCAUUUUAAAAUGACAUGUCUCAUAUCCGUUGUGGAUCACCCUCAGACUCAGAAGAGCCGGCUAUUUAAUCCAACUUUUGAAUGCUGUUGUCCAAAUGUAUGCCGACAAAUGAAAUGCAGGACGAAGACUGGGGGAAUCCCUUUCGCCAGGAAAUUUUGCUAUGCAAUCGGUGGAGUUCCAUAUCAGAUCACUGCAGUCUCUAUGGGCAUAUCCAUGCAAAUCUUUCUGCUGGACGUGGUUAAGAUGGAAGCCUUCUACGUCUCCAUGAUCCUGUUCGUGAGCAGGGCCUGGGACGCUGUGACGGACCCUCUGGUCGGUUACCUGGUGAGCCGGAGCCGCUGGACGCCCAUCGGCAAGCUCAUGCCAUGGGUCGUUCUCUCCAUGCCGUUUGCGAUUCUGUCUUAUGUCAUGCUGUGGUUCAUGCCGCAAGACUCCAUGUCCCAGGCGUUCAGCGUGCCCUGGUUCCUGGUCGCGGCCUGUAUGUUCGAGACGCUCAUGAGUUGUUUCAACGUGCCUUACCUUUCAAUGAACAUGUUCCUGGGUGGAGACCAGAGAGACCGAGAUUCUGCCACAGCCUAUCGGAUGACCGUGGAGAUCCUAGCCAUGCUGUUGGGCUCGGUGGUGCAGGGGCAGGUCAUCGCAGUGUACAACGCAGAGAGGGACGGGGUCUGCCAGCAACUGGACCAGACCCAGCCCGCGCCACAGAGCACACCCUCCCCCCACGCUGCCUCACUGCAGGGCACGAGAAAAGCCUUCCUGACAUCGGCCUUGGUCAUUGGUGCGCUGUUUCUCCUCUGCAGUCUAGUUCUAUUCCUGGGGGUGAGGGAGCAGCAAGACCCCCUUUGUUCAGAGGAGAAGGUGAGAGUGCCGUAUCUCACCUCCCUCAAACUGUUGGCUAGCCACAUCCCCUUCCAACGAUUAGUGAUUGGGUUCCUCUUCUGUGCCCUGGCGUUCCAGAUGGCCUUGGGAAACUUUGCACUGUUUUGCAGCCAUGCCGCUGGGCUGGGCGCCCAUUUUCAGCACAUCCUGCUAGUUCUUCUGGUUUCUGCAACCGCAGCUGUUCCAUUAUGGCAAGCAGUCCUCAUAAGAAUCGGCAAGAAGAAAACAGUCUUAAUUGGACUUUCGCCUUUCGUCAUAGCGGUGACGGUUAUUGCGUGUGUGCCCAGUAACCUUGCGGUCUUCAUGACAAUGUGCUUUCUGAUGGGAUUGAGCCUGGCGACCAUGUUCCUGCUUCCCUGGUCCAUGCUCCCGGAUGUGGUGGAUGACUUCACCGUGAAGAACCCCGAAUGCAAAGACCUGGAACCCAUGUUCUUCUCUUGUUACGCCUUCUGCAAUAAACUGGGAGGAGGCCUGUCGGUGGGAAUUUCAACGAUCCUAUUACACUUUGUUGGCUACAGACCAGAGGACUGUCGCCAUAGCGAUGCCGUGGUGUCUGCCCUGAUCAUCAUGUUCUCACCCGUGCCCAUUGUUCUGCUUUUGGUCGCAAUGGUCAUCUUCCGCUUCUACCCAAUCAACGAGAAACAGGAGACCAAACCUGCUGAAGCGACACCUUUACCAAACCAAAACGAGAUUGCAGGGCUGCCGUCGGAUUCUCUCCAGCAACCGUCCAGCAUGAAAACAAGGCGACAGCCACGGAGAACCAGGGAGACCCCCGGCUCAGAUAAAUCACGUUUCUCGCCACAUGAUUCCUGUAAUAAAAACCAUAAAUGUCCAAACAAAUCACAUAAUGUUGCUGUGCUAUAUAACAGGCCUCUAUCAGCUGGUGUAAUUCACACACAUAAAAAACAAAGGCCCUGCACUGUGUCUAGUAAAAGGACUAGACCUACUUAUUCUUCUGCUGAUCAUCUUUGUUCAUUUUCUGAACCUCUAAAUGUGAGGAAAACCAAAGUGACGUGGGUGUAGUCAUAUUAGACUAUU